This is a messenger RNA of Homalodisca vitripennis (glassy-winged sharpshooter), 1771 nucleotides long. RefSeq lists its product as uncharacterized. NCBI's taxonomy places the organism in Eukaryota, Metazoa, Arthropoda, Insecta, Hemiptera, Cicadellidae. The record is from RefSeq and is a predicted model, not a curated record.
AAGCACAAAAGUCAAAGCGCAGUUCGCUCUACGGACCUCUACGAGUCGCUAGACUGUGUGUUCUCAGUAUACUUGUGCCAGGACUGCUGCUGAGUAUCCCUCUCUACAUGAGGUACAAUGUCUACAUUCAGCAGGCCUACCCUGUGGGCAUGUCUGACGUGAGACUUCUGGACCACAGGAUAUCUACCACCUGGUGUCAGAGGCAAGUGGUGUGGUCUAAUGCGACUUACAACGCAUUCCUGAUGCAAGAACAGCCAGAGAUACGGCCAGACACUGUCAAAGUGUCCAUGACUCGACACUUGGUGCUGGAAGAUGAUAUGAAAGAGUAUUGGGGAUUCUAUCUACUCAGGGGCUCAACAGUAACUGUAUCUACAUGUGUCAGGUGGCCUGGAGCAAGUCUGAUCAUGAUCAGAGGACACAAACACCUUAAGCAGUGUGCUUAUAUCGGAGAUGACUCCUCAGAAGAACUGGAUGAGCUCUUUGAAGGGGAUGGUGUAAACAACACAUCACUUGACAACGAUAUAUCCAACAUACCAAGGACCAUGAAGAAAGUCCGGGAUGGAGUGGUAAUACAAGAUAUGCCCGAACACAUUGACAUUUCCUCAGUUCAUCACCAUCGCAAACAGUUCCAUGCUAGUGCUGUGGAGGAAGCAUUGAGGAACAACUGGAAAGUAGACAAUAAGAAGGGACAGAAUGUCCAUUUGAGAUAUGCUGAAUACAUGCUUAGUCCUCAGAAGACAAAAGAUAAUGAGGAGUACAAAUCAAAUCCUUAUGUUAUCAAUAUUCCUGUCGAAGAAGAAAGGCCUAAGACAUCAGGUGAGGUGUACAAUGAAAUGCUAGAGCAGCUGAGAAGAAUGGGGCCCAAGGGCAGAGUUAUGCUUGAAAAUCUCAAUAAAAAACUUGCAGAAGAAGGGAAGACCACUAUAAACGUCAAUGAGAUGGAACACUCAACAGAACCUGCUAAUGGACAAGAUAAGACGGAAGCACAACAGAACAUCAGUCCAGAAUCGUCAAAGAAUACUGACUCAAAACUGAGUAAACGUGGGCUUCCAAACAGAAAAAGGAGAAGAAGGAAUAUACCUACAAUUGGGAAAACCGCAACACAACUGACAGUGCAUGAUGAAGAAGCUGAUAAUGCUGCAGAAGAGAUGGAAAUGAAACCAGACGGAGAGGCUGACUUCCGAGGCCGCAUCAAUGAGUCAACCACCAACGACCAAUCAAACAGUGAGUUCUGGUCCUCAUUCUCAUCCAGUGAAGAGAGACUGCUGGAGUGUGAAGGCUUACUGCUCAACCUGCCUCUCACCCCUCACCAUGUGUGUGAGGCUCAUCGUCCCGAGAGUAUCCUGGCCCGUGCCUCCAGCCCAAACACCGUGUCAUAUAAGGUGCCUAGUAACGGAUACUACUUCUUCGUCUUCAACAGUGAGAACGAGGUGCAGCCCAACUUCCUCCGCAUUCAUUUCAGACUGGAGAAAACAACAUACAACGUGACCAAUGCAGUUGCUGCCUGUCACAACCAGACGGGCUCCUGCUCUCUCCCACUCCGGUUCUGGUCUCAGGACAAGGUCAUCCUAGAACUCCCGGUGCGCCCCAAUGACACUCUUUGGAAUGAGGAAUUCCUGGCAGUCUCCACUUGUGAACCACGGACAACUCUGUACAUCGCCUGUGUGAUUGCUGUCCCUCUUCUCAUAAUCUUGUUUGCGUUCCAGUAAAAAAAACUAUACCUACCUAUUACUAAAAGUAUUCAGUUAUUGAUAAAGAUGUUAUAUUCAAA